CUGACAGGAAGUCAGGCAUGGCAAUACUAUAACUCUCAUAAUCAAACAAAUCAUUGACUUCGUUGCAUUCAAUCAUCAAGCACAAAUAAGCAUAAUGCUCACAUCAAAGUCUUUCCGUACAGCACCUCUAAAGCGAGUUAUCUCCAGGCAGGCCUCACUUUCAUUCAGCAGCUCAGCCUCUAGAUCCCGUAUUAUCCUCCCCUCUCAGAAACUCACAACCAAACUUUUUUCAAAAGUCCAACCUUCUCUUCGAUCCGCAUCCUUCGCAACAAGCUCCGAAGCUUCGGCUUCAACGCCCGAGGAGCCAGUCAACCAGAACUUUGCAGCUGUUGCAACAGGCGGUAUCCCAUAUCCCGGAAUUCCCAAGAUCGAGGACCCUUAUCAAAAGCGACAAUGGCAAUUGGAACAUAUGGCUGGUGCCUUUCGCGUGUUUGCCCGUAUGGGAUUCACUGAGGGUGCUGCGGGACAUAUCAGUGUGAGAGAUCCUGUUGAUCCUAACACAUUUUGGAUUAACCCUAUGGGUGUUCAUUUCGGAAUGCUUGAGGCAGGCCAUAUGGUUCACAUCAACGAAGACGGCCAAGUCAUUGGCGGUAACCGAGUCGCCGUCAACGCAGCUGGUUUUACAAUUCAUGCUGCUAUUCAUAAAGCCAGACCAGAUGUAGACGCUGCAUGCCACGCUCACUCUAAAUAUGGCAAGGCUUGGUCAACAUUCGGGAAGCCCCUUGAGAUGAUCAGUCAAGAUGCUUGCAUCUUCUACAACGACCACAGCGUGUACUCCGACUUUGGAGGUGUUGUCUUUGAAGACGAUGAGGGUGCUCGCAUUGCCAAAGCACUCGGUCCGAAGAACCGAUCGGUCAUUCUGCAGAACCAUGGGCUGUUGACGGCCGGUAAAACAGUUGAUGAAGCGGCGUAUUUGUUCUCCCUCAUGGAGAGGACAUGUGAGAUACAGCUGUUGGUGGAGAGUGCUGGAUUGCCGAGGCUGAUUAUUGGUAAAGAAGAGGCUGAGUACACCUAUCGAUACAAUGCUGAUCCUGAGGCGUUGUAUACUGAAUUCCAGCCUGAUUUCGAAUACGAGGUUUGGAAGUCUAAUGGUAAGCUAAAAUCGGGUGUUAACUGAAGUAGGAUACCCUGGUGAUGGUGCUUUAAAAUGAGAAGCGUUAGCAUGAAUGAUCAUUUCAGAAUCCCUUGUCGUCAAGCUCUUAAGAUGCGGCUUUCGUGUAAUUCGCAUUAGCUUGUUAGACCAGUCUUCCUCAUGACAGAAUGUCUCUUUUCAGUUAUCCCAAUAAUCCGUCACACCCUACAGCAACGUCUUUCUCCACCACUUCUCUUCCUCCUCAAGCCACAGCCUCACGUUCUUCGGCUGCCCAAAUCCAUGACCUUCUUCUGGUACAACGAUAAGCUCAACCUCGCCCCCUGCCUUCUUAAUAGCAUUGGCCAUCUCUUGUGCCUGGUCCAGCGGCGUGAUCUUAUCGCUACCUCCGUGCAAGAGCAGCAACGGGGCUGUGAUUUUAUGAGCCUCGAACAAGGGGCUCCUCUCAUGGCAGAUUCUGUCCUUUUCGCUCUUAUCUACCCCUUUCUGCAACACUAGGUGAUCUGUGUAGUCUGAUUCCAACUUGUGGGUUGAGUCAUCCAGGCGUUUGAUGUCGCUUACACCUGAGAGACAUACACCACCAGCGAAGGUGCUCGGGUGACGGGUUAAGCUUCGAAGGGUGUUGUAACCUCCUGCACUUACACCAGUGAUUCCUACUCCACCAAAUUUCACCACUCCCUUGGACGUCAAAUUAUCUGCGAAUUCCGCAGCGUCGUCUGAGUCCACUAAGCCCCAGUUUCCCCAGAGAGCUUCACGAUAUUCACGCCCAUGAGCGCAUGAGCCUUUGUAGUUGAAAGCAAGAACUGCAUAUCCUCUCGAGGUGAAAUAUUGUGUUCUCGGGUCAAGACCAGGGCCGGUGUAAGAUGUUGGCCCUCCGUGACUUGUCAUGAUCAGAGGAGGUAGAUCUCCUUCCGGAGCCUGGAAGUCAGGAUUGUGCGGGAGCCACAGGAAUCCAUACAACUCUCUUUCGGGUUGGCCCUUUGAGCGGAUUGUCUUCAAGAUAGGCUUGGAGCAGAAUUCUCUAGGAAGCCCAUCGUCUGUGGACCCUCGGACUUGGGUGAUCUGACCUGAGCCUUCAGUGUCAAUUCGAUAGAGCGCUUUAGCAUUAGUCUCUCCGGACCCAACAACAAGAACCGAAGUAUUGCUCAAGCGUGCAACUGCGUCUAGCUGGACUUCCGCCAGUCUCUGAGAAUCGCCGAUAUCUUUCCACCUUCCCGACUCUAGAUCGAUGAGAAUCACCCUAGAUUUCCCCAGAAUGAAGGGAGACGCGACAAGAUGUCGAUCAGACAAAGGUGCAUACGUGUGGCUAUAUUCGUUCAGCGGGAUUAUCAUGGUGACUUCGGGGUUCUUACCUUCCCUGGAACCAUCGAAGUCCUCCAAACUCCGCAUUGGCGAUACCAUUGACUCUGAUCUCAACAUGCUCAUCACUUCCGG
Messenger RNA from Fusarium odoratissimum NRRL 54006, 2524 nucleotides. RefSeq names its product L-fuculose-phosphate aldolase. The record is from RefSeq and is a predicted model, not a curated record. The transcript has 3 exons. Bases 95 to 1117 code for a protein of 340 amino acids. Lineage: Eukaryota; Fungi; Ascomycota; Sordariomycetes; Hypocreales; Nectriaceae. Gene Ontology annotation, cellular component: cytoskeleton. Gene Ontology annotation, molecular function: actin filament binding.